AUGAUCUUAUUUUCACAGACUAUGGUUGGAGUCAUGGGAAAUUUUUUUCUUCUUUAUCAUUAUCUUUUCAUUUACCAUACUAAAAGCAAGUUGAGAUGUAUAGAUUUGAUUCUCAAGCACACACUGAUAGCCAACUCCUUACUUAUUCUUUCUAAAGGACUGCCUCAGAUAAUAGUAGACUUUGGACUAAAAAGUCCUGUCAAUGAUUUUGUCUGCAAACUUAUCUUUUAUAUUGAAUGCGUGGGCAGGGGCAUGUCUGUUGGAACCAUCUGUCUGUUGAGUAUCUUCCAGACGAUCACAAUCAGCCCCAUAAACUCCUGCUGGAAAGACCUUAAAAUAAAAACCUCAAAGUAUAUCAGCUUUUCCAUUUGCCUAUGCUGGCUUCUGCACGUGGUGGUAAAUUUCAUUUUGCCUCUCUAUACAUUGUUUGUGUCUGGAAAAUGGUAUAGCAAAAACAUCACAAAGGAGAUAAAAAUGAGAUUCUGUUCCUUUGUAGGUCAUGGGACAAUCCCAGGCUCAAUCUAUAUAGCGUUGGUAGCAUUCCCUGAAGUUGCUUGUUCUGUGCUCAUGAUCUGUGCAAGUGGCUCCACGAUUUUUACUCUGUACCAACACAAGCAGAGGGUCCGACACAUUCAUAGGACAAAUGUCUUGUCCAGAACCCCUGAGUCCAGAGCCACCAAAAGCAUCCUCCUUCUGGUGGGCACUUUUGUAUCUUUUUACAGCCUGUCCUCCCUCUUUAACAUUUCUAUCACCCUUUUUCCUCAGGAAUAUUGGUUGCUGAUGAGCAUUUCUGAUAUAAUUUCUCUGUGUUUUCCAACUAUGAGCCCCUUUCUGCUAAUGAGCCAGGACUCUUUUACAUCCAGGCCCUGCUUUGUUUGGAUAAGGAACGCCCUCCCCACUUAUAAGAAAUGA
This is a messenger RNA of Cavia porcellus (domestic guinea pig), 912 nucleotides long. It is a transcript of the gene Cavporv1r640, whose product is annotated as vomeronasal 1 receptor cavPorV1R640. Lineage: Eukaryota; Metazoa; Chordata; Mammalia; Rodentia; Caviidae. The transcript has a single exon. Gene Ontology annotation, cellular component: membrane. The record is from RefSeq and is marked provisional. The coding region runs from base 1 to 912 and encodes 303 amino acids. Gene Ontology annotation, molecular function: pheromone receptor activity. Gene Ontology annotation, biological process: G protein-coupled receptor signaling pathway.